Candida dubliniensis CD36 is the source of this 1146-nucleotide messenger RNA. It is a transcript of the gene FTR1, whose product is annotated as high-affinity iron permease. Gene Ontology annotation, cellular component: high-affinity iron permease complex; plasma membrane. The coding region runs from base 1 to 1146 and encodes 381 amino acids. The transcript has a single exon. The record is from RefSeq and is a predicted model, not a curated record. Gene Ontology annotation, biological process: iron ion transmembrane transport. NCBI's taxonomy places the organism in Eukaryota, Fungi, Ascomycota, Pichiomycetes, Serinales, Debaryomycetaceae. Gene Ontology annotation, molecular function: ferrous iron transmembrane transporter activity.
AUGGUUGACGUAUUUAACGUUCAAAUUUUUUUCAUCGUUUUCAGAGAAUCGUUGGAAGCCAUCAUUGUUGUUUCAGUGCUUUUAGCAUUCGUCAAACAAUCCAUGGGUGGUAGUUCCGACCCUAAAUUAAAGAAACGAUUGUAUCGUCAGAUUUGGCUAGGGGCGGGGCUAGGAGUUCUAGUCUGUCUUAUUAUUGGUUGUGCUUUCAUUGGUGCGUUCUACGGGUUAGGUAAAGAUAUUUGGGGUAAUUCCGAAGAUUUAUGGGAAGGUAUCUUUUGUAUCAUUGCUACUGUCUUGAUUACUGCUAUGGGUAUUCCAAUGUUGAGAAUCAACAAAAUGAAGGAAAAAUGGAGAGUCAAAUUAGCUCAAGCUUUGAUUAAAACUCCAUCUAACAAAAAAGAUAGAUUCAGAUUGGGUUAUCUUGGUAAGAAAUAUGCUCUUUUCAUUUUACCAUUCAUCACUUGUUUGCGUGAAGGUUUGGAAGCUGUUGUUUUCGUUGGUGGUGUUGGUUUGAACAGUCCAGCCACUUCUUUCCCAAUUCCAGUCAUUGUUGGUUUAAUUGCCGGUAUCAUCGUUGGUGCCUUAUUGUACUACUUUGGUUCCAGUGUAUCUAUGCAAAUUUUCUUGAUCAUCUCCACCUGUAUUUUGUACUUGAUUGCUGCUGGUUUGUUCUCCAGAGGUAUUUGGUAUUUUGAAACCAAUACUUACAACAAAAAGACUGGUGGUGACGCUUCCGAAAAUGGUUCUGGUCCAGGUACUUAUGAUAUUGCUAAAUCUGUUUGGCAUGUUAACUGUUGUAACCCAGAAACCGAUAAUGGUUGGGAUAUCUUCAAUGCCAUUUUGGGUUGGCAAAAUUCUGCCACUUAUGGUUCCGUCAUUUCUUACAAUGUGUACUGGCUUUUCAUCAUCUGCGUUUUGUUAUUAAUGGUCUACGAAGAAAAACACGGUCAUUUGCCAUUUACCAAAAACUUGACUUUGGUCCAAUUGAACCCAAUGUACCACAUCAAAGGUAAGAAGAAGUUAGAAUUAAACAAAGCUGAAAAAGAAGAAUUGUUCACUAAACUUCAACAGCAAAACUUUGGUCAAGCUGCAGAAGUCGAUGAAACUUCAUCAAACAAAUUAAUUGAAUCCAAAGAAAACAAAUAA